Messenger RNA from Racocetra persica, 221 nucleotides. NCBI's taxonomy places the organism in Eukaryota, Fungi, Glomeromycota, Glomeromycetes, Diversisporales, Gigasporaceae. The record is from the annotation of a GenBank genome assembly.
AUGACUGCCAAUAUUAAACUUCUUCUUACAGUUUUAGAAACUCAUACUAUCUAUAAUAAAGAGGAUUUUUUCUCAAAUUGUGAUAUUGAUUAUCCAGUUCCUGAAUCCUUUUCCCAAAUAUUUGGCUAUACUUUUUCUGAAAAGGAUAUAAAGAAGCAAUUAAACAACUUCAAAAUGAAAAGGCGUCAUUUAACAGAAUUAAUGUAUUAUGGAAAACCAAA